Tetrahymena thermophila SB210 is the source of this 3081-nucleotide messenger RNA. Its product is annotated as tyrosine kinase domain protein. NCBI's taxonomy places the organism in Eukaryota, Ciliophora, Oligohymenophorea, Hymenostomatida, Tetrahymenidae. Gene Ontology annotation, molecular function: protein kinase activity; ATP binding. The record is from RefSeq and is a predicted model, not a curated record. The transcript is spliced from 13 exons. Gene Ontology annotation, biological process: protein phosphorylation.
AUGAAUAAGUAAUAUGUAGGUGAAGUGACCCAAGACAGCCAGAGAUGGCCUCGUCAGCCUUAAUAAUAAUAACAGCAAUAGCAAUAAUCUUAAUUAGUUUAACAACAAAUAUAACAACAAGCAAUACAACAAUAGUCUUAACAAUAGCUCUUAUAAUAAUAAUAGCAAUUGCAAAUGCUUGAAUAAAAAGAAAAUUUUUCAGCUUAAUUUAUGGCCUACCAAGGGUAGUAAUAAGCUUAAUUUUUACAAUAGUCAUCCUAGCAAUAGAUUCCACAAUAACCUAAUUUUUCAUAAACUCAAUAACAGCCUCUUUCAUAUCGCCUCAAUACAGAUCAAUCUAAAUCUCCUCGAAGAGAUAAAGUUGGUCUUUCACGCAGUUAGAGUGGUGGAAAUUACCAACCUUAAUUGGAUACAUUUUUCUUAACUGGGUGGGGUAAUUCAAAAUGUGGUUAAUUGAGUGCAUCAAAAUUAACAAAUAAUGCAAUCUAGGCAUUUGGUAAUCGUGUUAUAAGUGUAAGUGCUGGUGAGAAUCACACUAUGAUUAUUGACCAUAAAUAAGAACUUUACGCUUGUGGUAGCAAUGCUUAUGGCUAAUUAGGUAUUGAAGGAGUCAGCUACUUAAAUAAACCAACUCCUAUUCCUGGUUUAAAAGAUGUUAAAAUUAGCAUGGUAAGUUGCGGCUCAGAUCACACAUUUGCAUUAACAACAUAAGGAGAAGUGUAUGCAUGGGGUUUGAAUUUAAAAGGUUAAUUGGGUAUAGGAAAUUUCGAAAAUCAAUUCUCACCAGUCUUGGUCUACUCUUUGCUUCCUCUUGGUCAAAAUAACAAAAGAGCUAAAAAGAAAAGCAGCGAAAAUGAAAAUGACCCUAAUUCCUAACACAAACGUUUGAAAAGUGCUAACGAGCUAAGAGGUCAAGGAGAAGAUUAAUCCCCAGGACUCAAAGAUAGAUCAAACUCUAUUGAAAACAUGAUGGAAUAAUUAAAUCGCAUAAAAUUAUCAGAAAAAACCAACAAACCUAAAAAUAACAGUAAUAGUGGAUCUCACGGAAGUGUAAAUUUCGCUGGAAGUGAUAUAUCAACUUAAAUUUAAUUGUCAAAUGAUGAAAUCGUUUCAUACAUUGCCUGUGGAACCCUUCAUACUGUUGUAGUCACUUCAAAAAAUAGAUUGUUUUCUUGUGGUUAUGGUGAAACUUAUGCUUUAGGUCAUGGAGAAAAGUCAACUUUAAAUGAAUUUAAAUUGAUUUCAACAAUUAAAUCAUAAUAAUAACAAUAUGGAAUGAAUAGAGGAGCUUUGGAUGCUUCUCCAAGGUUAGAAAAAAUAGAAAAGUUAUCUUGUGGAUUAAGCCAUACAACAUGUGUUAUUGGAGGUCGUGCCUAUGUGUGGGGAUAUUGUGGCUAAAGAGACUCUUUAAUUUACUAAUAUCCUACUGAGAUGGAUUUCUAACAGGGAUAGACUACUUAAAAUGUAUCAUCAAAUAUUAUUGAUGCCAGAGCUGGAGAUUGUUUUACUCUCUUCCUAAACAACAAGGGAGAUGUUUAUGCUCUUGGUGAGAACACAGAAGGAUAGCUAUGCUCAGAAUAUAACAGCCCUUACGAGUAUCCUUAAAGAAUCAAUAGUUUACCUAGUAUCAGUCAAGUCGCUGUUGGAAAAAAUUAUUGUUUGGUUAUCUCACGUGAUUUAAAGUAUAUAUUUGGAUGGGGAUCAAAUGCUUUCGGUUAAAUAACAGGAAGAUUGACCAGUAGCCCUGUUUUAUGCUAACCUGUCAAGGUAUAAACCAUAAAUCCAGAAAAUAAAGAUAUAAAAUUGAUUUGUGGUUCUUAUCACACAAUCAUGUUAUCAAGCAAAUCUUUAACCGGAAAUGAGUUUAUCUUGAAAGAAGAUGAAUAACCUGUAUACAGCAAAGAUCUUAAACUUGACAGUGGAGAUAAUGUCGGAAAUGAACUAGAAAAGAUUAAAAAAUAAAGCUAAAUAGAAAGUGAUAAAUAUUAAAAACUUAUUGAAGAAAAACAAAAUGAAAUAGAAGCCUUGAAGAAAUGUAACAUGAACUUAAUCAAGAAUCAAGAAAAAAAUGCAAGAGAUAUCAAAGAUUUGAAAUUGAGAGAACAUGAAUUCUAAAAGCAAUUAAAGGAAGCUAAAUAAAGAGCUGAAUAGGCUAUGGCUUUAGUAAAUAAUUAAACUGGAGCUAAUAACAUUAGCUAGUAGCAAACAAAUGAGUUGUCGAAAUUCUAAAUUAAGGGUCUUGAUAAAUAUAAAAACCUUAACUUUAGAAUGUUCAAUUCUAAUUUAGACAUCGAUUUCAAUGAACUAACUACAGAAACUAAAAUUAGUGAAGGUGGUUAUGGUAUUAUCUACAAAGCCAAAUGGAGAGAAACAACUGUAGCAGUUAAGAAAUUUAAGAUGGUCCAUGAUGAAAACACUGUUAGAGAUUUCCUUUCAGAAUGCCACGCAAUGGAAGCUCUUCGUCAUCCAAACAUUGUUAUGUUUUUAGGUGCAUGUACAAAAUCUCCAAACUUUUGCAUUAUUUUAGAGUACUGCUAAAAAGGAAGUUUAUGGGGUUUGCUAUAAAGUGAUGUGAGAUUAUCUUGGGAAGACAGACGUAGAAUUGCUUUAGAUGCAGCAAGAGGUGUUCAUUACUUACAUUCUUCAAACCCUCCAAUUUUGCACAGAGAUUUAAAGAGUUUGAAUUUAUUGCUUGAUGAUAAUUUAAGAUGUAAAUUAGCUGAUUUUGGCUGGACAAGAGUAAAAGAUGAUAAUUAUAUGACUGCUAAAAUAGGUACUUAUCAAUGGAUGGCUCCAGAAGUCAUUAGUUCAAAUAUUUAUACUGAAAAAGCAGAUGUAUUCAGUUACGGCAUUAUCCUUUGGGAAAUAGCAUCAAGAGAACCUCCUUAUAGAAAUAAGAGUGGUACUGCUGUCUCAGUAGAAGUAGUAAAAAAUAAUUUACGUCCUACCAUUCCUAAGAAUUGUCCUCCUUAAUUCGCUGACUUAAUGCAAAGAUGCUGGGAUAACAAUUAAAACUUAAGACCUUCAUUCAAUGAAAUAAUAAAGGAAUUAGAAAAGAUGAAUUUUUCAAAAACUCCUUGA